Messenger RNA from Lolium rigidum, 886 nucleotides. RefSeq names its product GTP-binding nuclear protein Ran-3. Lineage: Eukaryota; Viridiplantae; Streptophyta; Magnoliopsida; Poales; Poaceae. Gene Ontology annotation, biological process: protein import into nucleus; ribosomal subunit export from nucleus. Gene Ontology annotation, molecular function: GTPase activity; GTP binding. Bases 67 to 735 code for a protein of 222 amino acids. The record is from RefSeq and is a predicted model, not a curated record. Gene Ontology annotation, cellular component: nucleus; cytoplasm. The transcript is spliced from 7 exons.
CCCGCCGACGCUAGACCGUGCUCCUCGUUUCUGGUCCGGCGACUCGCUCCGGAGGUUUCGAUUCCAAUGGCUCUCCCCGGCACCCAGGCCGUGGAGUACCCCAGCUUCAAGCUCGUCCUCGUCGGCGACGGCGGCACCGGCAAGACCACCUUCGUCAAGAGGCACGUCACCGGGGAGUUCGAGAAGAAAUACGAACCGACGAUCGGCGUGGAGGUGCGGCCGCUGGACUUCCAGACGAACCGCGGAAGGAUCAGGUUCUACUGCUGGGACACGGCCGGGCAGGAGAAGUUCGGCGGCCUCCGCGACGGAUACUACAUCCAUGGCCAGUGUGCCAUCAUCAUGUUCGAUGUCACCUCCAGGCUCACCUACAAGAACGUUCCCACCUGGCACAGGGACAUCUGCAGGGUUUGUGAGAACAUCCCAAUGGUCCUGUGCGGCAACAAGGUGGACGUGAAGAACCGACAAGUGAAGUCCAAGAUGGUGACCUUCCACAGGAAGAAGAGCCUCCAGUACUAUGAAAUCUCUGCCAAGAGCAACUACAACUUCGAGAAGCCUUUCCUCUAUUUUGCGAGGAAGUUCUCAGGGGACAUGAACCUCCGGUUUGUCGAGGAGUUGGCCCUCAAACCUGCUGAAGUCACUGUCGACCUCGUCGCGCAGAAAAAGAUUGAAGCAGAGAUAGCAGCUGCGGCGGCAAUGCCCCUCCCGGAUGAGGAUGAUGAAAACAUCAUGGACUGAGCUGAUAGAUCGGAGGCUGUACCUAGUUCAGUUGAAAGCAUACAUAUGAUUUAGAAUUAGAACUCUUUUGAGAAGUGAGAUAUCUGUGUCCGCAGUCAGACUUUCUAGUAGGCGUUUGAUGUAGCUGGUUUGUGCGACAGUUCGUGUUUUG